This is a messenger RNA of Diversispora eburnea, 2055 nucleotides long. Lineage: Eukaryota; Fungi; Glomeromycota; Glomeromycetes; Diversisporales; Diversisporaceae. The record is from the annotation of a GenBank genome assembly.
AUGGUGCGAAAACGAAGAAAUCAACAAAAUAAAAAAAAUCGAACAGAUGAUUCUAGUGUUACUGACGAUACAGUUAGUGACUUUGGUACCAGUAGUACCGCUAGCUCAAUAAAACGAAAAUCUACAGGAGAUUCUUUGAAUUCUGAACCAAGACAUAAACAUAGUAAUUCACCUGAAGAGGUGGAACAGUUGGUGAAUGAAACAUUCUUUUUAAAACAUGAAGAUAAAAGACCUUUCGUUAGCAAAAAACGUUUCGUUUUCGCUGCUGGUAUCUUCAUUGGUCUUAUCAUUGCUUAUGCUGUAAUGUCACCACAAAAUCCCCACUUUAAGAUUUUUUCCGAUUAUCUAUCAGAAUCUUUCAUUGACUUGGAUUUUAGUAGCAUCUUACCAGCUCAUAUUUUAGUAGAAGAAUUAUUUGGAAAUAUAACUUUAUUUUUGAGACCAAAUAUUUCACUUUUAGAAGAUACAGAAUUUUUGCCUGGGUUAAAUUUAGCUGAAAAAGGAGUAAAGGCCCAAUUUCCAGUAGUUUUAAUUCCCGGAAUUGUUUCAACUGGCUUAGAAAGUUGGAGCACAUCUAAUUGUUCUCGACCAUAUUUUAGAAGGCGAAUGUGGGGAACGACAACAAUGUUUCGUGCUGUAUUGUUGGAUAAAGAAUGUUGGAGAAAGCAUAUGAGACUUGAUCCAGAUACUGGAUUGGAUCCUCCAAAUUUUAAAUUACGAGCUGCUCAAGGACUGGAUGCUGCAGACUAUUUAUUUCCUGGAUAUUGGGUGUGGGGUAAAAUGAUACAAAAUUUUGCCGCAAUUGGAUAUGAUUCUAAUAAUAUGCAUCUUGCGGCCUAUGAUUGGAGACUUUCAUUUUCAAAUUUGGAGGUUAGAGAUAAAUAUUUUUCAAAACUUAAAUCGAAUAUAGAAUUAUCAAAGAGAACAGAAAAGAAAAAGACGGUCAUUGUUAGCCAUUCAAUGGGUUCUUUGGUGGCAUUGUAUUUUUUUAAAUGGGUAGAAUCUCCUUUGGGAGGUAACGGAGGAUCAAGUUGGGUGAAUGAUCAUGUUGAAUCUUUUGUAAAUAUUGGUGGUCCUUUAUUGGGAUUACCAAAAGCUUUAUCAGCACUUCUUUCUGGUGAAAUGCGUGAUACUGUAGAAUUGGGAGCAUUUGGAGUUUAUGUUUUAGAAAGAUUCUUUUCGAAACUUGAAAGGGCUGAACUUUUUCGUACUUGGGGUGGUCUCUCUUCAAUGUUGCCAAAAGGUGGUGAUGCUAUAUGGGGAAAUGUGACCAAUGCUCCCGAUGAUCGAGAUGGAUUAAUAGAAUCCUAUGGUCCUAUUUUGAAUUUGCGUUCAAUAAAAGACAAUAAUAGUAAUGUCGUUAAUGAAAUCAAUAUUAGUGAAGAUAACGAAUCAUUUAGGAGUAGUAAACACACUUGUGUAUCAGGAGUAGAAUUCUUGAAACAAAAUUCAGAUGAAAUGUUUAAUAAGAUGUUGAAGAAGAGUUAUAGUUUCGGAGUUGUUAAAUCUCAAGAAGAAUUUCAAGAUUCUAUAGAUCAAACAAAAUGGACUAAUCCACUCGAAUCACAAUUACCUAAUGCACCUGAUAUGAAAAUAUUUUGUCUUUAUGGUUAUGGAAAAGAUACAGAAAGAAAAUAUUUUUAUAAUUUUGAUCCACCCGCUGGUGAAAGAAUUCGAAUAAGAGAUUUGUUAAAACAUAUAUUUAUCGAUAAUACGAUGAAUUCCGAUAAAGAUCCAUACUUGAAGAGUGGUGUGCAUAAUGGAGAAGGAGAUGGUACAGUUCCUUUGUUAUCUUUAGGAUUUAUGUGUUCUAAAGGAUGGAAUAAUCCACUAUAUAAUCCUGCUAAAAUCAAAGUAAUCACUCGAGAAUUUGAACACGAAACUGGAGCAGCACUCGAUCUUCGAGGUGGAGCUAAAACAGCUGACCAUGUCGAUAUAUUAGGAAACUACGCUCUCACGGAAGAUGUUCUGUUGAUUGCUUCUGGAAAUGGGGAUAAACUUGAUGACAAGAUUACCUCAAAUAUUCUUAGUUAUGUUUCAAAAAUCGACAUUUGA